AUGACGUCGCAUGGUGGUGAUGGUGAUGAGAAGUUGCGCUCGCUGCUAUCCACUGAAGUUUUGAGUGUUUUCUCGGUUCAGUUCAAGCAGUUCACAGCAGUACAGGUAUCAGUUUUUUCCUCUGGAAAAAGAAGACUUGGCUUGACCACUGGUCACUCGGACGAUUUCUUUGACGGGGAAAACUCGCCUGAUCACUCGUCGCACGGCUAG
This is a messenger RNA of Gongylonema pulchrum, 210 nucleotides long. NCBI's taxonomy places the organism in Eukaryota, Metazoa, Nematoda, Chromadorea, Rhabditida, Gongylonematidae. The record is from the annotation of a GenBank genome assembly.